AUGAAAGUGAAGAAUGUAGAUAUAGAUGCUGAUGUAGAACCAGGAAGCAUUAAGAUUCGUCCAGAAAAACCAAGCAUGGAAGGUAAAAUAUCAGUAGAAGGUCCAAGUAUUGAUGUUGAACCAGUAAAAGUAAAAGUAAAGGGACCUUCAGUGCCUGAAGUACCAGAAAUAAAAGGAAAUUUGGAUGUGGAAGCAGAUUUACCUGAUUUUGAACCAUCCAUUAAAAUCAAGGGUGAUAUUCCAGAUAUCCCGAAAGUAGAAGCAGAAAUGGGAGGAAAAGCUGAUAUUCCAGGAAUUGAAAUCAAGGGUAAUGUGCCAGAACUUCCAAAGAUAGAGGCAAGUGUGGAUGCACCUGAAUUGAAAGUGGAAGGAGAGCUACCAAAACUGAAAACGGAAGGUGAUAUUGACAUUGGAAUAAAUGUUCCAAGUAUAUCAGGAGAUAUCAAGGGAUUGAAUAUUGAAACACCUGACUUCCCAAGUGGCAAAAUUGAAGGAGAUAUUAAGGGUGACUUACCAAGCAUUGAGAUUCCUAAAGCUGAAGUCUCUCUACCAGCAGGCCCUGAAUUACCAAGUGCAGAAAUCAAGGGAGAAUUGAAGGGUCCAGAGAUCUCCAGUUCAGCCCAAGUACCAAAGGCAGAACUUAAGACAAAGAAAGCAAAACUUGGUCCAUGUGCUUGUUUAGGCAAACCAGGCAAAAUUGGCAAAGAAGAACCAUACAUGGCUGCCGAAGCUGGAGGAAAAGUAAGUGGAGAAGUUGAAGGUAUAGAUGUGGGUGUAGAAGGACCCAAAGGUAGUGUUGCAGUAGAUGUUGACUCACCUGAGAUAAAGGGUAAGAAAGUAAAGGCUUCAGGCAAGCCUAAGAUGUCCUUAGGAUCAUGCUUCGGGAAAGCAAAGCCACCAAGUGCCCGUGGUGAUUUAUCAGCUGAUGCUGGUGUUGAAGGAACCAUUUCUGCUGAGCCACACCUCAAAGUUGAAGGAGCAGAUAUUGCAGGUCCAAGUGCAGAGAUUUCCCUUCCAGAAGGAAAGGCUGAAGUUGAUAUUGAAUCCCCAGAAGUUAAAGUGAAAGGAGGAAAAGUAUCAGGCAAACCCAAGAUGAAAUUUGGACCCUGUUUCGGCAAAGGCAAAGAUGUAGAAGUAGAAGGUGAAUACAAACCAAGUAAAGUAGAAGUUAAAGGUCCAUCUGUCAGUGGUGAAGUCAGUGCAGCUUCACCUGAAAUGAGUGGAGACAUUAGUGUUGAAGCACCUAAAGCUAAAAUCAAAGGAGAAAAGCCAAAAUCCAAACUAGGAUCCUGCUUUGGAAAACCAAAAGGUCCAGAAGUUGAGGGUGAAUAUGAUCCUGCUAAACUAGAUGUUAAAGGUCCAGAAGUUAGAGGUGAAGUGGGUGUUUCUUCAGCAGAGGUCACAGGGGAUAUUGAUGUUGAGUCUCCAGAUGUGAAAGUUAAACCAAGAAAACCAAAAGCAAAGAUUGGAUCCUGUUUCGGUAAGCCUAAAUCACCUGAAGUUGAGGGUAAAUAUAAACCUGAAAUUGAUGUUGAAGGACAUAAAGCAGGAGCCGAGGUUUCAGUCAGGGCCCCAGAAGUAGAGGGUCAUAUUGAUGUAGACUCUCCAGAUAUAAAGAUCAAGAGAGAAAAACCAAAGUCUAGACUGGGACCCUGCUUUGGAAAGGCAAAGGGUGAAGUAGAAAGCGAAUAUAAACCAGGAAAUGUUUCUGUAAAAGGUCCUGAUGUUGGUGCAGGGACAAGUGUAAUGAGCCCUGAUAUUAGUGCAGAAGCACGUGUGAAAAGUCCUGAUAUUGAAGGUGAAAUUGAUAUCGAAUCACCAAAAGUGGAAGUUAAAGGCAAAAAGGUAUCUGGAAAGCCUAAAGUUAACCUUGGGUCUUGCUUUGGUAAACCCAAGGAACCAAAGAUCGAAGGCACAGGUGCACAAAUACAAGGUGAAGUACCAGCUGCUAAGGUUGAAGUCAAGGGUGAUAUUCCUGAUAUACCAAAAGUUAAGGCAGAAAUAGGUGGCAAAGCAGAUAUACCGGAAAUUGAAAUGCAAGGGAGUGUUCCAAAGCUUCCUGAAAUUAAAGCAACUAUUGGUUCACCAGAAUUAAAGACAGAGGGGGAUGUUGGUGUUGGAGUAAGUGCUCCAAGUAUUUCAGGAGAUAUUAAGGGUGAUAUUCCCAAAGCUGAAGUCACUGUACCAUCGGGCCCUGUAUUGCCAAGCACAGAAAUUAAAGGUGAGAUCAAGAGCCCAGCUUUAUCAGGUUCAGCAGAGAUACCAAAGGCUGAAAUAAAAACAAAGAAGGCAAAACUUGGUCCCUGCACUUGCUUGGGCAAAUCAGGCAAAGAAGAGCCAUAUAUAGCAGCAGGAGGAGGGAAAAUAAGUGGAGAAGUUGAAAGCAUAGAAGCAGGCAUUGAAAGACCAAAAGGCACUGUUUCAGUUGAGGUGGAUUCUCCUGAGAUGAAGAACAAAAAGGUCAAGGCCUCAGGAAAGCCUAAGAUGUCCUUGGGAUCUUGCUUUGGUAAAGGAAAGCCUCCUAGUGUCGGAGAAAUUUCAACUGGCCUUGAUGUAGAUGUAAAGCCAGAUCAACCUGACUUUGAAAUCUCUGCUGAGGCUCCAGUUCCACCAAUGCGAAAGGGAAAGAAAUUUAAGGUUAAAUCUCCAGACAUUGAUAUGAAUAUGGGAAGCAUAGAUGUAAAUGCUGAUGUUCCAGAAGUUGGAGGAAUAGAUGUUUCUGGUAUUGGAAUAAAGGCUGGUGGAGCAGAUAUCAAUGGAAGUCUUGAUAUCCCAGAAUUUGAAGGCCGUAUAAAAAGCCCACAUGUAAAGAGUAGUAUUGAAAUUCCAGAAGUUGAAGGCAAGAUCAGUAUGCCUGGAAUUAAAGGUAGUGGAGAAAUCCAAGGAUAUGGUGGUAAGAUAACUAUGCCGGAUGUCAAAGGUAAUACUGACAUUCCAGGAUUUAGUGGCAAAAUUAGCAUGCCAGAAGUGAAUGGAAAUGUUGAUAUUCCAUCCUUUGGAAGUAAAAUUGAUAUGCCAGAUCUUAAUGGGAAAGCGGAUAUUCAAGGAUUUAGAGGCAAGGUUGACAUGCCAGAAAUGAAGGGCAGUGCUGAAAUGCCAGGCUUUGGAGGCAAGGUAGACAUGCCAGAAAUCAAGGGCAGUGUUGGAAUGCCAGGCUUUGGAGGCAAGGUAGACAUGCCAGAAAUCAAGGGCAGUGCUGAAAUGCCAGGCUUUGGAGGCAAGGUUGACAUGCCAGAAAUCAAAGGCAAGUUUGACAUGCCAGAAAUCAAGGGCAGCUUUGGAGGCAAGGUAGAUAUGCCAGAAAUUGAGGGCAGUGUUGGAAUGCCAGACUUUGGAGGCAAGGUUGACAUGCCAGAAAUCAAGGGCUUUGGAGGCAAGGUUGACAUGCCACAAAUCAAGGGCAAGUUUGACAUGCCAGAAAUCAAGGAAAUCAAGGGCAAGUUUGACAUGCCAGAAGUCAAGGGCAAGGUUGACAUGCCAGAAAUCAAGGAAAUCAAGGGCAAGUUUGACAUGCCAGAAGUCAAGGGCAAGGUUGACAUGCCAGAAAUCAAGGGCUUUGGAGGCAAGAUUGACAUGCCAGAAGUCAAGGGCAAGGUUGACAUGCCAGAAAUCAAGGGCAAGGUUGACAUGCCAGAAUUCAAGGGCAAGUUUGACAUGCCAGAAAUCAAGGGCUUUGGAGGCAAGAUUGACAUGCCAGAAGUCAAGGGCAGUGUUGGAAUGCCAAGCUUUGGAGGCAAGGUAGACAUGCCAGAAAUCAAGGAAAUCAAGGGCAAAGUUAACAUGUCAGAGAUGAAGGGCAAAGUAGACACGCCAGGAGUCAUGGGCAGUGUCGGAAUCCCUGGCUUUGAAGGCAAGGUUGACAUGCCAGAGAUGAAGGGCAAGGUUGACAUGCCAGGCACCAAAGGAAAAACAAAGACCUCAGGCUUUGGGGGCAAAAUUGAUGUGCCAAAAAUGAAGGGCAAAGUAGAGAUAACAGGUUUUGGAGAUAAGGGUGACAUGCCAGAAACCCGAGGUACAGGAGCUAAGGUUGAUAUGGCAUUAACUGAAGAAGAGGUAGAAAUUCAAGGCUUUGGAGGUAAGGUAAGCAUGCCAGAAUUAAAGGGUAAAACAGAAAUCACAUCUACAGAAAGCAAGAUUAACAUGCCAGUAGGUAAAGGAAAGGGAAAAUCCAGAGGAAAGGCCAACUUGCCAAAGGGUAAAGGUAGUGCAGAAAUUUCAGGCACAGAAGGUGAAGUUGACAUACCAUUAAUAAAGGGGACUGUUAAAAGCCCUGGCAUUGACGGCAAGGUUGACUUGCCAAAAGCUAAAGGCAAGGCAGUGAAGGCUGACAUCCAAGAGAAAAAGUCUAGUGUUGACCUCCCGGCAGCUGAAGGCAAAAUGAAAGCAAAGGCCGAAAUUCCAAAUAUUAAAAGUGGAGUUGAAGAUAGUGCAAACCUCGAAGGGGUAAAAGUUAAAACCAAAUCUGACCAUAUUACAAAAACAGAAACAAUAGCAGUAGAUUCAGAGAUCAGAGUUCCAUCUUUGGUUACAGGCAAUGGAGAUUUAAGCAAAGUUUCAUCCACAUCCACUGUAGUUACCACUGACAUACCUCUUACAAAAUCCAAGAAAAAGAGGAACAGAGCAAAUAGAAAGAAAAAGGCUAAUUCUAUGUCUGAAGAAGAACUGGAGAAGGAGAAAGACCAACCAGAAGCACAAACACCAUCUCAAGCAGGUCAACAGCAGACAAGUGUAUCGGUAAUACCAAAACUUCAGGGAACUGUUGAAGUAAAUAAAUGUCUUCCAGAAAGCAAACAUGGAACCGCAACCUAUACAUUCAGUGGUUCAGAUAGAACUGUGGGAGACACUACGAUAGUCAGUAGUCAGUAUCCUGUAUCUAGUUCACUGGUUGUGUCUACAGGGGAACCUACAGUUGUUUCCUCAUCAACUGGAGUAAAUAUUGUUAGCAGCAGGGUAAUUGGUGAAGGGGAAUUGAGGGGAAACAUUCCAGAAGUAUCGGUAAGACCAGGCACAGUUCCUAUCGGCUGGGUCAUACCGCCACAGACCUCUCAUAGUACAAUUAGCCAUAAGGUCGUUGUGGGAGAUAGUGAUCAGUUUAGUCAAGAAUUUGUAGUUCCUCACACUCAAAGUAUUACAGUACUGCCUCAAAGUCAAACUGAACAUUCACAGGUUAUGAUGACAUCACGCCCAACAGAAAUUCAUGAAGUCAAUAGAGAAUACACCAUAUCUACAGAGGCUCAAAGAGCAGAUGAUGUUGAAUCUUAUAUCAAGGGUAAAUUAGGGCCAUUUAGAAUAACACCUGACAGAACAUUAAGUGAAUGCAAGACAGAAGUACAGGUCAUAAGGGAACCUUUCCACAUAUCACCAGACAGGACAGAGCAACACCAAAUACAUCUCUCUCCAGACACAUCAGGGGAUUGGUCUGUAGGUCCAUAUUCCUACCAAGUUAGAAUGGAAACAGAUUCUGAAGGGAAACUCAUUUCAGCACCUCAGUUGACUGCGUUACAGAGCAAAGAAGAUGGAGAAUCCAGAGGCACUAAACAAUCUCGUAAUGUCUUUGUAACUGAAGAUGCUGGUGGGAGAGUAAUAGUACAUAGAAGAAUAGAAUCUCAGAGAGUGACUUCUGACCAGGAUGCUGAGCCAUCAGGUCAGCAAACCCAGAUUGUGCGACAAGACCCAGAGUCAUCAGUUGUGACAAGAACUGAGUGGCCAGAGAACGUCACCACCCACAGAACUGUUCGAAUUAGAAAAAUCAAACGGGUUAGAGUAGGUGAUGGUCCCGAAGAAACAACUGUUGAAACUGAGUAUGAAGGUGACCCUGACGCAUUAAAUCUAGAUUCAGUGGAAGGCUUUCAGUCUGGGCUGACACACCUGCUACCUGGCACUUCCGGAGAGUCAUCUCUACUCCGCUUUGGCCUUGGCCAAAGGGAGACCCCGGAAAACACACAAACAGUUACAACUACUGUUAGAAGAGUACCGGCUGAUUUAAGCCAUUUCAUGCAAGAGGGUUACGAUGAAAAUCUCGAAAAUAUUCUUGGUUCGACGACGACGACGACAACGACAAGGACUGUGCGGAAAGUCAAGGUCAUAAGAAGAGACGAAGAUGGCAACAUAGUGGAGUUCGAAGACGAGGAAGGUGAAGUCUCGUCUCUGCCACCAGCGUUGACCUCCGAAGAUGUAUCCACGACCGUCUCUGACGACGGUACAACGACGACUACAACAAGAAGAAUCAUCCGAGAAAGACGAAUCAUUACAAGUGACUUGACGGAGGACGCGAAUCGUUCUACCGUCAGGGAGAGUGCGAGCGGUGAGGGCGAGGCGGGGUCCUCACAAGACCCAUCGCAUGCAACACACUGA
Penaeus indicus is the source of this 6354-nucleotide messenger RNA. RefSeq names its product neuroblast differentiation-associated protein AHNAK-like. The transcript has 10 exons. Gene Ontology annotation, cellular component: costamere; nucleus; cytoplasm. Bases 1 to 6354 code for a protein of 2117 amino acids. The record is from RefSeq and is a predicted model, not a curated record. Lineage: Eukaryota; Metazoa; Arthropoda; Malacostraca; Decapoda; Penaeidae. Gene Ontology annotation, biological process: regulation of RNA splicing.